Molecule: messenger RNA, 2867 nt
Organism: Ooceraea biroi (clonal raider ant)
Lineage: Eukaryota; Metazoa; Arthropoda; Insecta; Hymenoptera; Formicidae
Gene: Hmgs
Product: hydroxymethylglutaryl-CoA synthase
Biological process (GO): acetyl-CoA metabolic process
Molecular function (GO): hydroxymethylglutaryl-CoA synthase activity
Source: RefSeq, a predicted model, not a curated record
GUUGGGCUUGCGUCGCGUGCAGUUGGGCACCACGUGAUAACACGGCCGGGAGCGUGUAAGUAGCCGCCGACCCAAAACACGGCACGAACCGGUCGACGAGACACGCGAGGAGGAAGAGGCCCCGCGCGAGCUUGAAAGCACGCAAUCGAAAGUCGCCCGCGCGCUCGGCGACGGUGCGACGACCCGGAAUUUUCACUGUGCCAUCGCCAGAGUUUCACUUCUAACCUGAAUUCGACACGCCGUGCGAGCGUGCGCACAUCUCCCCGGCACAUACCAAUCGGUUGCAGGGAUACACGCGGAACCACGCGCUGAGUCAACGUCCUGAUUAAGGAUGUGGCCGAAGGACGUCGGUAUCCGGGCGUUGGAGGUGUACUUCCCGGCGCAGUACGUGGAGCAGACGGAGCUGGAGGCACACGAUGGCGUGUCCGCCGGCAAGUACACGCUCGGCCUGGGCCAAUCGCGGAUGGGCUUCUGCAACGAUCGCGAGGACAUCAACUCGCUCGCCCUGACGGUAACGCAUCGCCUGAUGGAGCGUUACGCCGUGAAGCCGCAGGACAUCGGCAGGCUCGAAGUCGGCACCGAGACCAUCCUCGAUAAGAGCAAGUCGAUAAAGUCCCUACUGAUGCAGCUGUUCGAGCCGCACGGUUGCACCGACAUCGAGGGCAUCGACACGACGAACGCGUGCUACGGCGGCACCGCCGCGCUCUUCAACGCCGUCGCCUGGGUCGAGAGUAGCGCCUGGGACGGCAGGCUGGCUCUAGUAGUCGCAGCGGACAACGCCGUGUACGCGCCAGGCAGUGCCAGGCCCACCGGUGGCGCCGGUGCGAUAGCGAUGCUGGUAGGGCCCGACGCGCCGCUGGUGUUCGACCGCGGCCUCCGGGCGUCCUGCAUGCGGCACGCGUACGACUUCUACAAGCCGGAUCUCCGCUCGGAGUAUCCCGUAGUGGACGGCAAGCUGUCGAUCCAGUGCUACCUGAGCGCCCUGGACAGCUGCUACCAGCUGUACCGCGAGAAGGCCAAGAAGCAGAACUCCGAGAGCGCCGUGACGCUGGCGAGCUUCGACGCGAUGCUCUUCCACUCGCCGUACUGCAAGCUCGUGCAGAAGUCGCUCGCCCGGCUGGCGUUCCUCGACUUCGCCAACACGCCGCGCGACCGGCUCGCCGAGCGGUACGCCGCGGAGACGGCGAAAUUCCAUGACACGAAGCUCGAGGACACGUACUUCGACAAGGACAUCGAGAAGGCGUUCGUGCAGCUGAGCAAAGCGGAUUUCGAGCGGAAGACCAAGCCGGGCCUGUUGAUCGCGAACCAGGUCGGCAACAUGUACACGCCGUCGGUGUACUGCAGCUUGGUAUCGUUGCUGGUGUCGGAGCCGAUAAGCGAAUUGGCGGGCAGCAAGAUAGGCAUAUUCUCGUACGGUUCUGGCUUGUGCUCGAGCAUGUACUCGUUGACGGUGGCGAAGGACGCGCGGGACGGCUCGGGCCUGUCGAAGAUCGUCACCGCGCUCUCCUACGUCAAGUCGCAGUUGGACAAACGUCGGCGCGUCUCGCCGGAAGAUUACACGAAGGUAUUGGCGUUGCGGGAGCAGAAUUGUCACGCCGUGCCAUUCACGCCGCAGAGUAGUAUAAACGACAUGUUCCCGGGAACGUAUUACUUAACGCAGGUGGACGAGAAGUACAGGAGGACUUAUAAGAGAGUAUGAGAGCGUAGGCACGAACGUCUAGAUUAUUUACAUAGCUAAUUUUCCUGUACGAAGAGACACGCAUAUUACACACGUAAAAUGAAGAGCUCGGGGUUUCGUUUGAUAAGUUAUAAUCAUUGUACAACGGCGAUUGUACGCUAUGGUGUUGUUUGUUACACUUUUACAGCUUCGUAUCGGGAAUUUAAUCCAACUUGGGUCUUCCUAACGAUUUCUCGCUGUUACGUAAUAUUUUUUAAUUGCUCUAGGCAAUUGUUACACUUAAUAAUAAUAAUAAUUUCCAGUUGUAGUAAUGCGGUAAAGAAUGAUCAUGCAGUUCUUUGGAAAACUAUAUGUAUUACGGUUGUUCAUGUGCAGCAAACAUCAAAACGAGAAUCUUAACUUUAAUAGAAAAUAUUUUGAUGGAAUAGAUUGGGAACUAUUUAUGCGGCAACUUUUUUUGCUGAUUUAUACGAUCUAUACACGUCGUUAUUAUUCCUUACACAUCAUCAAUUACGAAUGCUUUCGGACGUAUUUGCAAUUCGCUGAAGUUUAUAUCUUUUCUUUUCGUAGCUCGCUUUGACGCGUGCGUCGAAUUGCACCGAUUCGAUUAUUAAGAACAUUCGCGUCGACGGGGAAUCUCGGAGAUAAUAUUAUGCGUUGUUACGUGUAUAUCUUAAUUAAUAUAAAAACAGCUUAAGGAAGUGCCUUACGUAUAGAUCAUUUCUAUACAACAGAAAAAAAAACGAUUAAAUGGAGAAGAUUUUUAUACCUUCACACUAGUAAUACUUGCAGGUGAAUUUAAGAAAGUCAAAAUCAUAAGCGCGAAUGAUAUAACUGACGCCAGAAGCGCAAAUUUCAUUUUCACUCGAUGCGUGCGGCAUUCGGGGCUCGAUCGGAUACCUGAUUUACAUUUACGAAUUCGCAGUCGGUCUCGUUAGGCAUUUGUAACAUAUGGAUUUGUCGUAUCAAUUUAUCGAAUCGUCUUCUACCUCGUUUUCCUUUAUCUUUUUCUUAGAUAUUUAUUAUUAAGUCCACACAAAUGAAGUAUCUUAGCGAACAAGGUCAGAUAUGUUAUCGGGUAGCACCGUUUUCUAUAUAUAAGAAUUUAUAUAUUUUGUAUCGUUAUUUACUGUAUUGUUAUUUAUAAUAUAUAUACGUAUAUGCUAGUCAUAUACAGCAUGUUCACUUA